Triplophysa dalaica is the source of this 1293-nucleotide messenger RNA. It is a transcript of the gene gjb1a, whose product is annotated as gap junction protein beta 1a. Gene Ontology annotation, cellular component: connexin complex. Bases 310 to 1080 code for a protein of 256 amino acids. Gene Ontology annotation, biological process: cell communication. The record is from RefSeq and is a predicted model, not a curated record. The transcript has 2 exons. NCBI's taxonomy places the organism in Eukaryota, Metazoa, Chordata, Actinopteri, Cypriniformes, Nemacheilidae.
CCCAGUGUCAUCUUUUUCACCAAAUCUAAACACUACUGGUUACCAAUUCUGUCCAAGCUCAUCCAUGAUCACCAUCUUUACAAUGAAGAUUUGUUAAAUUAACAAAUGAUGACCUCUGAGUUUACGAAAUAAUGCAAAUGAGUGAGGUAAGAAAGGAAUAGUGUAAAACGGAAGGUACCCAGUGACCCACAUCACACAGAAGCACACACAUUUGCUCCGUGACUGAACCUACGCUUUCAUUGUGUGAUUGGAGAAUGACUUUGGCUGAGAGUUGACUAGUCACAUGGUUGGCCCUGCCUUCAUAAACGAAUGCUGCAUGCUGGAGACACUACAUCUGACAGAGAACUGGAAUCUAAAAUGAACUGGGCGUCUUUUUAUGCUGCCAUCAGCGGCAUAAACCGGCAUUCAACCGGGAUAGGGCGGAUAUGGCUGUCCGUCCUCUUCAUUUUCCGGAUCUUGAUUCUGGUGGUGGCGGCAGAGAGCGUGUGGGGUGAUGAGAAAGCCCAUUUCAUUUGCAACACCCAGCAGCCGGGCUGCAACAGCGUGUGCUACGACCACUUCUUUCCCAUCUCUCACAUCCGUCUAUGGGCCCUGCAACUCAUCAUGGUCUCUACCCCCGCCCUGCUGGUUACCAUGCACAUUGCACAUCGUCGGCACAUCGAGAAAAAGCUGUACCGCCAGGCAGGUCGCACCAGUCCAAAGGAUCUGGAGCAGAUAAAGAAUCAAAAGAUGAAGAUCACAGGAGGACUCUGGUGGACUUACAUGAUUAGCCUGUUGUUCCGUGUGCUGUUCGAAUCUGCAUUUAUGUAUCUGUUCUACAUGAUUUACCCCGGCUAUAAGAUGUUCCGGCUGGUAAAGUGUGACUCGUACCCCUGCCCAAACAUAGUCGACUGCUUUGUGUCCAGGCCUACAGAGAAAACAGUGUUCACUAUAUUUAUGCUUGCCGUAUCCGGCGUCUGCAUCCUGCUCAACAUUGCAGAAAUCAUCUUUCUUGUCGCCAGGGCAACAAGUCGACACCUGAAUAAUUCUAAGGACUCCCCAGUGGGAGCCUGGAUCACUCAGAAACUGUUUUCAUUUUAGAAGUGCUCAGAUCAAUUUACUCCUAAAGUCUAAAAUAGAUUUCACACACAAUGUUAAUGAGUGCUAAUAAUAUGCUCACAUUAUGUACUGAUGACUUUGUACAACAAUAUGCACAUAAUAUUACUCCCAACACUUUUAAAUGAAAAGCUGUUUAAAGAAAUUGUAUACUUAUAAAUUGGAGCUAAAAAUACAACAAUAAAAUACAAUACUUUG